AGCAUCUCAAGACUUUGACUGUACCUUGAGAACAUACUCUAAUUUUGACAGCUGUCCACUCUUAAGCUUAGCACUGCGUUAGAUGUAGAGAAUGGCUGAAUGAUGGAGAAACUGGUAUAGUCUCUGUUGGUCUGGGUGACUUUAUGAUAUAUAUACAAAGAAUAGUGUCUGUGGCCCUGGGUACUUUAUAAAAAGUAUUAAACAUUGUAGAGUUAUUACACCCAAUAUAUUGGGUAGCGUAGACUUCGUGGUGGCCAAUAGUUGAGCAAUCUCAUUUGACCACAGGGCUCCUAACCAAUUCCUGGGGAAUUGUAAACUGGGCCCCUCCCCCCUCGAGCUCAGCCAACCAGGAGGCUUGACGUCAGCUUGUCACCAGCGGAGGGAGCCUCCCCUCCCCCAGUGCUGCAUAAUUGUGGCUUUCUGCCUCUCCGCUCCUCCCCGCCUCCCCUUAUUCUGGUGGAUGGAGCUAGCCUGGAAUUAGCAGACCGAAGCAUAGCAUACGACAGACAGACAGACAGCCAGACAGACAGACAGACAGACAGGUAGUGACAGACCGACAACAGUGUGUGUGUUAGUAUGGAAUCAAGCUUUAAAUCUGUCGGCAGGAACCCCCAUCAACUCUACUACCUGAACUUGCAGAGAAGAAGUGAGAAAAUGGAGCGAGGAAUGAUGGAGGAACAGAAUCAGAUGGUGUCUAAGAGGAAGCUGAGGGUGUGUGUCGCUACCUGCAACCGCGCCGACUACUCCAAGCUAGCUCCCAUCAUGUUUGGGCUCAAAGCCCACCCGGAGAGCUUCGAGCUGGAGGUGAUGGUCCUGGGCUCGCAUCUCAUCGAUGACUAUGGGAACACGUUCCGGAUGAUCGAGCAGGACGACUUCGACGUGAGCUCCAAGCUGCACACCAUCGUGCGGGGGGAGGACGAGGCGGCCAUGGUGGAGAGCGUGGGCCUGGCCCUGGUCAAGCUGCCCGACGUGCUGCAGCGCCUGCGCCCCGACAUCCUGGUCGUCCACGGCGACCGCUUCGACGCCCUGGCGCUGGCCACCGCCGCCGCCCUCAUGAACAUCAGGAUCCUGCACCUGGAGGGGGGAGAGGUGAGCGGGACGAUCGACGACUCCAUCCGCCACGCCAUCAGUAAGCUGUCCCACUACCACGCCUGCUGCACGCGCAGCGCCGAGCAGCACCUCAUCGCCAUGUGCGAGGACCACAGCCGCAUCCUGCUGGCCGGCUGCCCCUCCUACGACAAGCUGCUGUCGCCCACCAAGAACAACCACCUGGACACCAUCCACACCUGGCUGGGGGACAUGGUGCAGGAGAACCAGUACAUCGUGGCCCUGCAACACCCGGUCACCACGGACAUCCAGGGCUCCAUCAAGAUCUACGGCCUCAUGCUGGAUGCCCUCAUCUCCUUCAACAAGAAGACGCUCAUCCUGUUCCCCAACAUCGACGCAGGAAGUAAGGGGAUGGUGCGCGUGAUGCGGAUGAAGGGCAUCGAGCAGCACCCCAACUUCCGGGCGAUGAAGCACAUCCCGUUCGAGCAGUUCAUCCAGCUGGUGGCCCACGCCGGCUGCAUGAUCGGGAACAGCAGCUGUGGGGUCCGCGAGGCCGGGGCCUACGGGACCCCCGUCAUCAACCUGGGCUCCAGACAGACGGGCCGAGAGACAGGGGAGAACGUUCUCCACGUCCGGGACGCUGACACCCACAACAAGAUCUACCACGCCUUGGAGCUGCAGUUUGGAAAGCGCUACCCCUGCUCUAAGAUCUACGGCGACGGGAACGCGGUGCCGCGGAUCCUGAAGUUCCUGCGGAGCAUCAAGCUAGACGAGCCGCUGCAGAAGAGCUUCUGCUUCCCGCCCGUGAAGGAGGCCUUCUCCCAGGACAUCGACCACAUCCUGGAGACCCAGUGCGCACUGGCCGUGGACCUGGGGGGCACCAACCUCCGCGUGGCCAUCGUCAGCAUGAGGGGGAAGAUCAUGAGGAAGUACUGUAAGCCCAACCCCAAGACCUACGAGUCCCGGAUCCAGCUCAUCCUCAGCAUGAGCCAGGACGCCAUCCAGGAUGCUGUCCGCCUCAACUGCAGAAUACUGGGAGUCGGCGUGUCCACGGGGGGGCGGGUCAACCCCCAGGAAGGGGUGAUCCUCCACUCCACCAAGCUGAUCCAGGAGUGGUCGUCGGUGGACCUGCGCACGCCGCUCUCGGACGCGCUGCACCUCCCCGUGUGGCUGGACAACGACGGCAACUGUGCAGCGCUGGCGGAGAAGAAGUUCGGCCACGGCCAGGGCGUGGAGAACUUCGUCACCAUCAUCACCGGCACAGGUAUCGGGGGGGGCAUCGUGCACCACCACGAGCUGGUGCACGGCAGCACCUUCUGCGCGGGGGAGCUGGGCCACAUCAUGGUGUCUCUGGACGGCCCGGAGUGCAUGUGCGGCAGCCGGGGCUGCGUGGAGGCCUACGCCUCGGGCAUGGCCCUGCAGCGCGAGGCCAAGAGGCUGCACGACGAGGACCUUCUUAUUACGGAGGGGAUGGAGUUGAAGAAGGUGGAGGCCGUCAGCGCCGUGCACCUCAUCAGCGCCGCCCAGCAGGGGAACGCCAAAGCUCAGGCCGUCCUGAAGACAGCCUCCACAGCUCUGGGCGUGGCUGUGGUGAACAUCCUCCACAUGACCAACCCGUCGCUGGUCAUCCUGUCGGGGGUGCUGGCGUCGUACUACCAGUCCCCGGUCCAGGACAUCAUCUCCCAGAGGGCCCUGGCCUCCUCCCAGGGCAUCAAGGUCGUGACCUCCGACCUGGAAGAACCUGCUCUGCUGGGUGCCGCCAGUAUGGUUCUGGACUACACCACCAGGCGGAGCUGCUAACCAGACCCGGACACACACACGCACGCACAAAAAGACACACACACAUACACACAUAACACAGGUACACAGACACACAGACAGUCCGAAGCAUUGUUAUUGUUUGUUUGGUUAACAGCAAACUUUCACUAUUUAAAUAUAUCUAGAUAUAAAUAGCUUUAUUUAUAUAUAUAUCUUGAUGUAUACAUAUUUAAUUUAUAUGUAUAUUUAUAUGAAUCAUUCCGUUUGAGAGCCAGAAAUGGUUUGAAUUGUCCAGAGGUCAUAAUGGAAACUGAUUAGCCUGGCCGCCAUCUUGGUGCUAAAUGCUAGCUGGGUGGGGGGACUGAAUGCCCCGCUCAGCGAGCAGCUUGAACCAAAGAAGGCGCAAGGGGACUGGGUUCCACGGAGCCGCACGUUGUUUCUCUCCCAGCAGCCCGCGGUCUCUCUGCGCUGCUGCCAUGGCCUUACUUUGCUCGUGCAUACGUGAUUUGCAUUUCCACAAACAUGACGUGCCAUGAACUAGCAUAAAGGAGCCUCUGGUCUCCUUUUAUUAAUAGGAAUAUACUUUAGAGUAAGUAAUAUAUAUAUAUAUAUAUAUAUAUAUAUAUAUAUAUAUAUAUAUAUAUAUACAUCUCCAAAUUGAAUUUGUUUUUGGCUACUUUCGGGCGCUCUGCGUCGUGCCUGUGGAGCAACAGGACUGAAUCUGGAUGGGUCUUCAUGUGGAACCCCUACCUCAAAGCAUUCCUCCACACCCUGUCUACCACGCCAGCCCACACACAGGCUCCGCCCCCCCGCACAGUGGCCCACCCACUACCGACUCGGCCUCGCCCAGGGCUCUACUGUACUUUACUACUCCGCUGUACGCCCUACUGUAGCUAAACUCUACUGGAGGGCCUGAUGAUGACGUGCGUUUGGCAACGGCCAAGUUGUCUCCGGUGUCUGAGAAUCAUCUCUUAUCGAAUGGGAAUGAAGAGUCUGAGUGGCGUCAGGAUCACAACCUCGCUAGACUGGAAACGAUGGGGUUGAUGUUACCGCGAGAGGAAACGAAAGGAAGAACAACUGUUUGCUUCACGUAUAGAUUGCACGAAGGUUGAAAGUGGAAGAACUUGUUCUAAUUUGUCAGCACCUAUGAUUCAAUUGAAAUGUGCUCCCACGGAGACAUGACUGGCCUACUGAACCUGUAAUGAUUGAUUUGGAGCUGUUUUGUUUGUCUGCCAACAUCCACGUAAUCCUAUUGUUUUGUUGACUGUGCACACAUGCUUGCAUCUUUACAAGGGGACCAUUGCUUCCUGCCCACUCUCUCUAAAGUCUCCACACUCUUUCUCCUCGAGGAAAUACUGACUUAUUUUAGACCUGGCAUGAAAUGUCAAGUGUAAUCUCUUUCUCCUGUUGGGAGUGGUUUUACUACGUCAAAAGUUCCCAAUAAAGGAACAGUAUUUUGACCUUUAUCUACGUUGUCUUUGUGUUUAACCAUUCAAAUCAAUUC
Messenger RNA from Gadus chalcogrammus (walleye pollock), 4309 nucleotides. RefSeq names its product glucosamine (UDP-N-acetyl)-2-epimerase/N-acetylmannosamine kinase (gene gne). Gene Ontology annotation, molecular function: hydrolase activity, hydrolyzing O-glycosyl compounds; N-acylmannosamine kinase activity; UDP-N-acetylglucosamine 2-epimerase activity. Gene Ontology annotation, biological process: UDP-N-acetylglucosamine metabolic process. Lineage: Eukaryota; Metazoa; Chordata; Actinopteri; Gadiformes; Gadidae. The record is from RefSeq and is a predicted model, not a curated record. The transcript is spliced from 14 exons. The coding region runs from base 577 to 2847 and encodes 756 amino acids.